This is a messenger RNA of Medioppia subpectinata, 933 nucleotides long. Lineage: Eukaryota; Metazoa; Arthropoda; Arachnida; Sarcoptiformes; Oppiidae. The record is from the annotation of a GenBank genome assembly.
UAAAACGCCGCUCUUUUCGUAUGUUUGGCGUCUCGCGAGCCAACAAUGGAUUCUCUUUCUCCCAACUAUUCCUUCGUGUUUCGCUUCGAACGCGACUUCGAUUACAAACCGCGCGCGCAAUGGAUGGCAACCAAUUGGACGCAAGCUUUCUACUGGAGCGCCGCCUAUCUCGCCGUCGUCUUCGGCGGACAACACCUCAUGUCCCGCCGCAAGCCCUUCGGCCUCAGGACGGCGCUCGUCGUCUGGAACCUCUGUCUCGCGCUCUUCUCCGUCGCCGGCACUCUCAGAACCGUUCCCGAACUGGUGCACGUGGUGCGGCACCUGGGCUUCGAGCGCUCCGUGUGCUCGAACUCGUUCCACACGUCGGUUCCCGUCGCCUCCUUCUGGUCGUGGCUCUUCAUCCUCUCCAAAGCGCCCGAAUUGGGUGACACUGUGUUCGUGGUGCUGCGCAAACAGCGCCUCCUGUUCCUGCACUACUACCAUCACGUGACUGUCCUGCUCUUCACGUGGUACUCGUACGCGGACGAGGCCUCCGCCGGCCGCUGGUACAUCGACAUGAACUACUCGGUGCACGCGCUCAUGUACUCCUAUUACGCGCUGCGGGCGCUCGGCUUCCGCGUGCACCGCGCCGUCGCCAUGACCAUCACCAGCGCACAAAUCGCACAAAUGCUCGUCGGCAGUAAGCGCCGUAACCAUAGCAACCAUAACACUAUUAACACUCUCUCUAUUGCAGCCUACGUGACGGCGUACGCGCUGCGGGCGAAGCUGGCGGACGCCGAGUGCCGCAUCUCGCUGUCGACAAUAGUGGCCGGUCUCGCGAUGUAUUUCUCGUAUUUCUUACUUUUCGCCAACUUUUUCAUCAAAACGUAUUUCAAGAAAAGCUGCGGGCGAAGCUGGCGGACGCCGAGUGCCGCAUCUCGCUGUCGACAAUAG